AAGCAUGUAAUAAUAUUCUUCAAGAAGAAUUGCUGAUAGCUUUGAAUUUACGGAGCUUCAUUUUCGUCUCAAGUCGGAGUGAUUACUCGUUGUAGAGAAGCAAAGAACGAACCAAUCAAAUAUUGUAUUGAUGAAACAGAAACUUUCGGAGAACUUUUUUCCGUUGAUCUUCUGAACAUGUCAACUGUAGUUCACUCAGCAAACUUUUCAGCUUUUAAAACCAUUAUUGCCUUGGACAUGGACUACUUUUACUGCCAAGUAGAGUUACGCAAGCGACCGGAUAUAGAUAGGAACCGCCCUGUUGGAGCUUUUCAAAGGAACUUGGUUGUAACCUGUAACUAUCCUGCCCGAGCAGCAGGAGUAAAGAAGCUGAUGUUGGUGAAAGAUGCGUACGAUUUGUGUCCAGAUUUGAUUCUUUUGGAUGCUUCUGACUUGAAGGACUAUAGAAUAGCCUGUUCUGAAAUUAUAUCUCUAAUCAAAGAUACCUUUGGAGUUGUCGCUGUUGAGAAUCUGGGACUUGAUGAGUUUUUUAUAGAUGUCACAAAAAUACUUUGCGAUAGAGAGGAAGAGUAUUCCUGUGAAACGUCAAUCAAGGGUUUUUGCUGGCCAGUUGAGGAGCGAGACUCUUGUAUUUGUUUCGAAAAGGAAGAAGCAAAACCUUUUGUAGCAGCCUCGCACCUUUGCUUUGAAAUUCGCGAAACUAUAAAGAGCAAAUUGCAGCUGACAUGUUCUGGAGGUUUAAGCAAUAGUAAAUUGUUGUCAAAGCUUGCUGCUAGUAUACACAAGCCUGAUGAACAAACUGUUAUUUUGCCUCAAUGUGUCGAGAGCUAUUUGAGCAACUUGAACCUUAGGAAGUUACCAGGAAUUGGUUCUGCAACAUAUCAAAGUCUUGUUGAUCAUUUCUUGGUUUCGACUUGUGAGCAGCUCCGUUGUAUACCAGUCGAGAGACUUGUUGAAGUUUUUGGAAGUCGACUAGGUAUUCGACUAUUUAAUAUCUGUAGAGGAAUCGACGAAGAGUCCGUUCAUGAUACUUCCUUGGUCAAAAGCAUUUCAUGUGAGGAGCGAUUCUCCAAGACAGAACGCUGGUCAGAGGUAGAGAGAUAUUUAGGAAUUGUUGUCGAGAGAUUGCUUGAUCGGUUGGUUGAACAUGCCACUGUUUUUGCAGGAAGAUACGGGCGCUUAUUAAUCAUUUCGUAUCUCAGAAGUUCAAGCACAAGACGAGAGUCGAUCUCGUGCAAUGUUCCUUUCGAUGUAAUUCGACUCUGUACUUUGUGCAAUUCGAUAAAGUCGCCAUCUAAUGAUUACUGUGAUAAAUUUUCGAACCUACGAAGAUCGGCUUUGAAACAGUUGGAAGGUCGUUGUUUUGACUUACUCCGAGAACGCCUCGGAAGUGACUUUGUUGUGUGUCUAGUUAGUGUGGGAGUUGGGAAUUUUGUUACUUUGAAUGACGAAGAACCAACUUCUCGCCCCAACUCUAUCGUUUCUUUCUUUCAAAGAAGAGCCCCAAAUUCAACUUGCUCGUACAAGGUUUCCGAGGCAUCAUCGCCAGAAGCUAUAAAAUGCUGCAUUUGUGAUGCUUUGUUAAAUGCGAACAUGUCAAACGAAGAUAUCAAUAGACACAUUGACAAAUGUCUUUCUAUGAAGAGUUUCAACAUAAACAAGACCCAAAAUGCUUUGGAUGGCUUCAUCAAAAGUAGAAAGCGAAAGGCUUCGUCGUCAUCUUCGUAUCCUUUGGAUGGAACCGAAACUUCUUAAGUAAUAUCGGAGUACAGUUCGAAACGAUUGGAUCCUAUCGAAAAUGCCUAAUUAUCCUUGUUGCACAAAUGAAUAUGAUCGCAUGUUUCUAGGAUUUGAGUCAUUUAUUUGAUUAGAUCUGAGCUAAUCAUCGACCACAUAUUCUUUACGUAAAAUCUGUUUUCGAACUGAACUUUCUGUAAAAGGUGAUUGACGGUUCCUCAAGUGGCCUACAAAAUGAAUUUAGUGUGAAAGAA
Messenger RNA from Galdieria sulphuraria, 1991 nucleotides. RefSeq names its product DNA polymerase iota subunit. Lineage: Eukaryota; Rhodophyta; Bangiophyceae; Galdieriales; Galdieriaceae. Bases 178 to 1755 code for a protein of 525 amino acids. Gene Ontology annotation, biological process: translesion synthesis. Gene Ontology annotation, molecular function: DNA-directed DNA polymerase activity; damaged DNA binding. The record is from RefSeq and is a predicted model, not a curated record. The transcript has a single exon.